AUAAAAGCUUGAUCGCUCAGGAAAUAAACAGCCCUUCAAGUAUAAUGGACCAAAUAAGCAAAAACUAUAAAAAAAUUAUUAACGAAGCCAUUGCAACGGGUGUAAUACCAAAAGACUCUCAGGAAUUUUAUUUAUCUGCUCUUGAUGGCGAUAAUAGCAUCAACAGUGAUAGUUCAAUUGAUUUUCAUGACGCUGAAGACUUUGGUUCCAUAAAUAGUGAGUUACAUGAGAUCGGAAAUGAGCUCCCGCCUUUUUCAAAAAUGCCUGGAUUUGAAAGUGAAGUAGCUAGUCUUUCAGAUUAUGAGCAACGAGAACCUUACGAUGACUUACUAUCUAUUGGAGACAGACAGUCUGAAAUGACACCAGAGUCAGUGGAAAACUACAGUAUAUUCGAUUUGGACAAAACACUAGGCAACUCGAAAGUUGCUGUAAGCAGCUCAGAUUUUGACUCAAGCAGCAUAAUGAAAAAUGUCUGCAAAGAAUCGACCAAAAUGCGAACAUCAUAUCCUUCUUGCGGGGUAUAUAAUGUUAAGAAGUACCCAAAAGAGAACGAAACAGUGGAUUUUAAAAUUCCAAUUUAUGUCGAUCUUAAAAACAAAAACGUCAAAUUCAGGUUAAAAUCAAAGAACGAUCUUAUAUCUUUGAAAGAACAUUCACAAUGUAUUAAGCAGCCUUCUAGCAAUGAGGAAGCUAAUUUAAUGCGAAGAAAAGCGAAAAGCAUCCUGACUCCAGUGACACAUAGCUCUAUUAAAAAUCCCAAUAGUAAAAAAUCUAAUACUUACGCUAUGGAAUUCUUACAUAAUUCUGUUGAAACUUCCGUGAAUUUCAAAGAAUUUAACAAUGAAUGCAAGGACAGUUAUAAUAAAGAAGCUCAGGAAUUCUGUGCUCAGGGACGAAAUAUACCUACAUUUGAAUCAAGAAGAGAAUGCCCAACUAUUAAAAAUGAUUACCAGAACUAUAAACAAGCGACAAAUGUUAGGACAAAGGAAAAAUUAAAAAUGGAUGAACCUUUAAAUUCAGCUUGCAUUGCUCAUGAGGAAAAUUUUUCUAAGCUGUCCCACCACUUUAAAAAUACGGCAAAAGAAAACAAAAGAUCUCUUCCAAAACUUAAAUUUGGCAAUAGAAAAAAUCCAGAAAGCAUUCGAGGACAAACAUUGUCUAAUUGUAAAACAUUUGCAGUUCAAAAAACGCAACCUCCUCAAAAAUCUGGAUAUUGUAAAUGUGGUCUUCAGAAAAAGUCCAAGAAACACACGGAUACUCAAACAGAAGCACGUGAUGAUGAUAAUCAUGAAAAACACUUAAAAAAUAUUAAAUGCCAAGAAAAAACGGAAAAUGAUAGAUUGUUGAAUGUUAAUAUUAUUUGUCAGUUUUAUUCUAAGGAAGAUACUGGAGACGAGCAAAGUAAUUGUAGUGACGGAACAAAACAAACAAAGGCUAAUCAAAAGGCAUCAGAUUCAGAUCAUGUACAUAAAGAUUUAGAAGAAACAAUAAUUUCCGAAGAAGGAGCCCAAAGGAGAACCACAUGCCGUUACUUAUCAAAAAUUUUUUCCACAGUAAAACAACAGGCAAAGGGAAAGAAAAAUUAAAAACAGCUGCUUUUAGUUGGUACUACUUCACAUAUUUUAUAAAGAAUAAAACCAUUUUCAGCACGUAACGUGUAUUUUAAACAUAAAACGUGUAUUUUAAGCACGUAACGUGUAUUUUAAGCAAUAAAACCAU
Stegodyphus dumicola is the source of this 1719-nucleotide messenger RNA. RefSeq lists its product as uncharacterized. The record is from RefSeq and is a predicted model, not a curated record. Lineage: Eukaryota; Metazoa; Arthropoda; Arachnida; Araneae; Eresidae.